ACAAUUCGCGGCGCCGUCGCCUGUAAUAUCCUUAAAUCUUUGCACUCUAGAUCGCUCCCUGUCACUCGUUAUAUUUCAAAUGGAUCAUCCCAGCGACGGAGUUCCUCCGCCAGAAAGCCUCCUCCUGACACCUCCCGAGCUCUUCGCCAUUGUCACCGAAGGCAUCUAUCGUUGCGCCUCUGUGGAAUUUAUAAAUCUAUCAUUUCUCAAAACUCUCCGCCUUCGUACAAUACUUACUCUAAACCCUGAACGUCCGACGAAACCGAUCCAAGCGCUCCUUGCCUCGUCCGAAUCAAAUAAUACCAACAACAACAACCACAAUAACAACGACAACAGCAAUCAUAGUAACAGCGCCAACAGUUGCAUUGAAUGGCGACAUACCUCCCUCCCACUCCACGCAUCUGGCGACGCCUGGACCGCACCACGGCACGAAAACACGGUGAAACGAUGGCGAGAAGCGAUUGCGGUGCUGGCCGAAGAGAGACGGCCCGUUCUUGUGGUUGACCCAGGCGGCAUGUUCUGCGGAGUGAUCCGCCGCGUGCUCAUGGGAUGGAACUUUACAAGUGUGAUUCUGGAAUAUCGAAGUUUUCUCGGAACAAAAGCGCGAUACGCAGUCGAAGAAUUCCUCGAGGCAGUCGACGUAGACGCUUUGCGGGAACCUUUUCAGUCAGGCUCAUCGACGACGACGACGACUACGUCAACCUCGUCUUCACCUUUGGCACGGUCGGCAGCAAGUAAUCCUCAGCAACACCAACACCAAGAAGCACAUCCUCAUGACCAAUCAGACAACCGUUUCUCUGAUCACGACGGGGAUGAGCACAACCAUAUCAAUGCUCAUAAUGUGGCUAUUGAUGAUAAUUAAGUACUCAAAAGCACCACGUCAGAAACACCACUAAGUUCCCACGCAGCUUCAACGCGAGAGACGACGCCAAACAAAGACUCGGAACAGGAUCUAUUCGAAUCCGAUCCGGCAGCAGACGCAAGAGGCGAAGACGAUUCUUUUCAGCAGUAACGAUACCCUUUACUCUACCAAGAUUAUUCCAUAUACCAUAUACCACU
This is a messenger RNA of Xylona heveae TC161, 1059 nucleotides long. RefSeq lists its product as hypothetical. Gene Ontology annotation, molecular function: phosphatase activity. Bases 80 to 862 code for a protein of 260 amino acids. The transcript is spliced from 4 exons. Lineage: Eukaryota; Fungi; Ascomycota; Xylonomycetes; Xylonales; Xylonaceae. The record is from RefSeq and is a predicted model, not a curated record.